CCCCACGAAUCCACCUUCCUUUGAAUUCUAUUUUGCAGAAAAAGGAAAUCGUCAUCAUUAACCACCAGUUAAUUCUGUUUUCUCAUCAAUGAGGUGUGAUAAUAGUAAUCAAAAUCUGUAUAGUAUUAGUAACCAUUAUCAUCGUGACCAACAGUUCCUUCAUAAUCAUUAUCAUCACGAGUCUCUCACGCUCUCUGCUUCUGAAACAUUCCAAGGAGAAAUUGUCGUUUCAGCUUUCGAUCAAAUCUCCAAUCAUCAAACUGCUUCCAACAGUCUUAAUCUACAUCCACAGGGAGGUAGUCCAAUUGGUUUGAGUUUAAGGAAGUCGACGUCUCUGAUCAACCUGGUAGAGAUGACGUUGUCUCAGGAAAGGCAACAGAAGAAGACUAAGACUCCAAUUACAGAGAAGUUGAAGGCUUCUAAUUUCCCUGCUGCUCUGUUGCAAAUUGGCUCUUGGAAGAGGAUUUCAAGAAACGAAGGAGAUCUGGUAGCCAAACUCUAUUACGCCAAGAAGAAAUUGGUUUGGGAAUUCCUGGAUGGACCUCUAAAGAGUAAGAUCGAAAUACAAUGGUCCGAAAUUUCAGCCAUUAGAGCCUUCAUGUACGAAGCCCAACCUGGACUUCUAGAAAUCGAGUUGAACCAACAACCACAGUUCGGUCGAGAGAUUAAUCCCCAGCCAAGAAAGCAUACACAAUGGAAACAGACGACUGAUUUCACACAAGCCCAAGCAUCCAUCUGCAGACGACAUUCCAUCAUCUUUCCUCCUGGAGUCCUUGAUAAGCAAUAUGAAAAGCUUCUUCAGUGUGACCAUCGACUAUUCGGUUUGAGCCAACAACCUUUUCCAAUCAACAACUACCCAUUUUUCUACCAUCACUCCAAUUCAUGCUUAGAUUACUCCUACACAAACGUCCAUCAUCCACCACCAACUCAUCUUCUUGGCUCCAAUUUACCAAUGCCAGUUAUGAGGUUCCCAUAUUCAGACGAAGGUGCAACAAGGCACCCAAACGAGAACUAUGAAAUAGGAAACAGUCAGUCUGAAAGAAUUCCAGCCAUUCCCAAUGGGGUACAAAAUCAUCUUUUACCAUACAAUCGACAUGAACUAUGGACUCCUGUUCAACAACCACAAAUGAAAACAUUGUCCAGAGAAAUCAAUUCGAUAGAGUACGUAAACAGAGGAAUUUCGAGCAUUGAUCAGAUAAAUAUUAAUCAUGGAACUGCUAUCCAUGAACCGACUUCUUGGACAAGUGUUUCAGAUAUGUAUGGUUUCCCAUGGGAGCCCAUAACCGAGGAUCUCAGAGGCUUACAUGGAAACCAACACAAUAACCAUAAUUGA
Cynara cardunculus var. scolymus (artichoke) is the source of this 1333-nucleotide messenger RNA. RefSeq lists its product as uncharacterized. The transcript has 5 exons. The record is from RefSeq and is a predicted model, not a curated record. Bases 89 to 1333 code for a protein of 414 amino acids. Lineage: Eukaryota; Viridiplantae; Streptophyta; Magnoliopsida; Asterales; Asteraceae.